UGGGGGGAAUUAUUCACGCUUUGCUAAAAUCUAUCUACCAUCACCUGGACGUUUCAAUGGAAGAGAACUUCGACGUGUGCAUCUAAACAAUCAAACGCACUUUGUAUACAGUGCAUAAUAAAUGGGCUGUUAGGGGGGAACAUUCAACGAUGACUGCCAAGGCGCUCUCGGAUCUGCUGGCUCGCGGCACGGGCCGUGAAGCCGCCGUGGAGGUGCAGGAACCCAGUGCCGACGAGUCCGAGUCGGACCUGGACGAGGCGGUGACCUCGUCUCCCUGCGUCGACGAAGACGACGACGACGAGGAUGAGGAUCAGCUGUUCGCCGGCAUCACCAUCACCACCACCACCAACAUCACUGCCAACAGCAGCAGCGGCGGCGGCGGCGGUGGGGUCGGUAUGCGACCCACGCCGGGGUCCGGCACGAAAGAACCCCGCGCGGAGAGGACCUCGCAGAUCAUCCACAGCGGCCACUUCAUGGUGUCGGCGCCGCACCGCGACGCGUCCACGCGCCGCCGCUACGACUUCGACACGGUGGACCGCCAGACGUGCCGCACCUACCGCUUCGGACCGCGCAGCGCGUCCCACUACCUGGCCAUCGACGCGUCGCUCACGCGCCUCUUCGAGUGCAUGACCCUCGCCUACAGCAGUGCGCGGCUCGUCUCACCGAAGUGGAAGAAUUUCAAGGGUCUAAAGCUGCUGUGGAGAGACAAGAUCCGACUGAACAAUGCCAUCUGGCGAGCCUGGCACAUACAGUAUGUGGAGCGACGCGAUAACCCCGUGUGCCACUUCGUCACGCCGCUCGAUGGACACGACGCCCUCGUGCAUCUUAAGCCAGAGGCAAAUAUACUUGAAGGAAAGUACUGGAAGAGGCGCAUUGAAAUUGUCAUCAAGGAAUACCACAACUGGAGGAUCUACUUCAAAAAACGGAGAGUCAAGGAUGAUGAGCUGGCAAGUCUCGCCAAGGAUGACGUGGCACUGGGACAUUCGAUACAGCAGGCGCAGUCGUCCGACCAGCAGGACGAGUCGGCGUGGACGCUGCACUUGGACACCAUGAUCAUGGACUUCAGUGACACGCUCUUCUCAAGCCUGGCGCAGCACAGCUUCGCGUGGCCAAACCCACGUGAAAUUGCUCACGCCAGCAAUGCAGACGUCAUCCAGCCAGGCCUCAUUCAGCUGCAGCCCAGCCUGGAGGAUUACAUGGACACGAUGGAUUCCUUGCAGGACCUGCUGCCAAUGGGACGCCCAGCUUUCCUGCAGCAGCAGCAGCAGGAGCAGCAGCAGCAGCCUGCAGAGGCAGCGUUUGCCGUGCAGACUGGAGAGCCCCAGCUGGGGCCGUUCUCCUCGUCCCACACGAGCAGCGCAGACUUCUACACUUCGGGACCCGAAGCUUCCUGUCACUCCCAGAAACUGAGCGCGUUUCAAUCUUUUGACCCUGAUGGAGUCUUCCCUGAAGCCUCCCAGGCUGUGACACAAUUCCUUGGACCACCUGCUUGCCAGGAGACGCAGCACCCAUACCAAUGUGGAUUUGAUCAGAGCAACAGUGGAUUGGGAGAGAUGGUGAAUUUAAACUCCAAUAUCCGUUGCGGCGUUCCGCCAAAGGCUCCUAUAAAUAACACCUACCAGGACAACCACGGUUUCUCAUUAACCGCAAUCAAUCAGCAAUUCGGGCUGUGCCAAGACUCUGCCAACAAACACCAGGCAACACAGAAGCUCUGCUACCAACCAAUACCUCCCUCUGCAGACGAUGUAACCAAGGCGGCGAUGGAGUCGGCAUAUCCACCCCAAUUUCCUCAUUCUGCUGCGUUAAACGUGCCCGGCAACAACCUGCAUCACCUUCAGUCAUUGCCCAGUAACACUCAUAAGGCGUCUCUCUCACCAUUCCCCAUCUACUUUGCAAACAGAGAUCAGUGUCAAGAGAACGUGGCUUGCAUCGCCUCUGUCGGUCAUGUCACUCCUUCUGGCUUGGAGAAGCCUGGAUGCUUUAGUCAACAUCAGUAUCCACAACAACAGCACCAUCAGCAGCACCAGCAGCAUCAGCAGCAGCAGCAUCAGCAGCAUCAGCAGCAUCAGCAGAAGCUGACAGUGUCCCAAGAAACUCGCAAACGCUCAUUUCCGAUGCUUCCCGAGAUCGAUGCUGUUGGAAGCCUGCAGACUCCACAGGCCAACCUACCACUGCCAACUCAAGUUCCACCAACGAGUCUGCCGCUGCAACCCCCAGCUCCUCAGGAGAACAGAAAGCGGUCUCUGCCCAGCAGCUCCAUCCCCGAGCUCUUCUGCGAUUACGGCCAGAAAGGCGCGUCCGUCGACGUGGGGCAGCACGCGUCGAGCAAGCGGUCUCUGCCGAGCAGCCCGACCCGCGACGUACCCUACGACUACGUCUUAACGGGGCUCUCCUGCAGCCAGAACAGCGGCGCGGGGGGCUGCAAUCCCUUCCAGUCCUCGCUCGCCACCCAGCCGGCCCCGAGCCUGGCGGACAAGCAGCAGGAGCUGCCGCCACAGCCGCAGCCGCACGCCUUCGCCUAUGCCCCCAGCGCGACGGCUUUUGCUCGGCAGCAGCCGGAGGUCCGCAAAUGCUCGGUCCCUGGCAGCCCCGACGGCCACGAGCUUCCCCGUCGCGAGUUCUCGGCGGCUACGGCAGCGGCGAUCGCGGUGGCGGUUGGCGGCUCGCAGCGGCUCGUCGCGCCGGUCGUGACGCUCAGCGGUCCCCCGCAGCAAUGCCGCUCAGCCCACGGGCAGUCGUCCUUUGAAGAAUUCCUGAUGCCCAUGCCUAAGCUGGCCCCCAAGCAGAAGCCGAAGAUCGCCAUGGGGCCCUUGUCCACGCAGCCGCAGCAGUCUCAGCCGUUGGAGACAAACAGCACCGGCAGCAGCAGCUCGUUCCUCGCGAAACUGCUGUCCUCAGGUUUGCUGCCAAGCCAGUCUUCCAUUGGGAGUGCUCCAUCAUCCUCCGUCAAACAAGAGGACAUACUUCCCACUCUGCUGUCGAUUCCUGCUGCCUCGGGCUCUGGAUCACUGCUGGAGCCGCUACAGAAUUCUGUGAAGGUGGGAGGACAUGGCUCCCAGCCCACGCUACUGCAACCACUCACGUCUCCCGCCCAGCUCAUCCCAAAGGCAGAACGAGGCACCGCUAACUCCCACUCAUCCUCCAUCUCACCAACAAGGAAACAUCACCACAGCUCGGGACGGGCAUCGCCCGGGACGCCGGAGAGCAGGUCCCGUCCACAGUCGCCCCUCGACUCCUCCGGCAUUGUCGUCUUCAAGGACAGCCGGCGUGUGACGCACAUCUCCGCUGAGCAGAAGCGACGUUUUAACAUUAAGAUUGGCUUCGACACAUUGUAUAACCUGGUGUCGCCUCUCAAUCUGCAGCCAAACAGCAAGGUCAGCAAAGCCGCAACGCUGCAGAAGACAGUGGAGUACAUCACCAAGCUGCAGCAGGAACGGCAGCAGAUGUUGGACGAGGCACAGAAGCUGCGCGAUGAGAUUGAAGAACUCAACGCUGAAAUCAAUGUCUGCCAGCAGCAACUGCCGGCCACUGGGGUGCCCAUCACGAAGCAGCGCUUCAACCAGAUGCGCCAGAUGUUCGACUCCUACGUCCGCGCACGCACGCAGUGCAACUGGAAGUUCUGGAUCUUCAGCAUUCUCAUGCGUCCUCUUUUCGAGUCCUACAAUGGGAUGGUGUCUACGGCCAGCAUGGAGGAGUUGUGCCGGACCGUCAUGUGCUGGCUUGACCAGCACUGCGCUCUGCCCAGCCUGCGGCCCAUCGUGCUCACUGCUCUGCGCCAUCUCAGCACAAGCACCUCCAUCUUGUCGGACCCGUCUCUUGUUCCCGAGCAAGUGGCACAGGCCGCGAAGCCCCAACAAGGCCAGACCCACGCAGGCCAUGCCAACCCAACCCCUGCGUCCAUGAGCCAUGCUCACUCUAAUCUUUCCUACAGUGGCCACCAAGACCAGAAUCAUGCUGGUCAUGCCAAUCCAACUCCUGCCUCCCACUCUGGCCAUGGCCAUAGCGGCCAUCAACUCCGGACUCGCACCUGCCACGCCAACCAAACCCCUGCUUCCGUGACCCACGCCCACUCUAAUCUUGCCCGCAGUGGUCAUCAAGGCCAGACUCACACCAGCCACGCCAACCCAACUCCUGCACCCAUGAGCCAUGCUCACACUGGCCAUGUUCCUGUCAGUCAUGACCAUUCCAUCCAAACUCACCGUGGCCUAACACCCGCCGACCACGUUUACCCCGGCCAUGCUCCGGCUGGUCAUGCCCCAGCCGCCCAUGCCCCUACCGGCCAGGCGAGCUGACCAAGUACUGUGACAUUGUCCCCUGUAAUUUUUUUGUAAACAUGUUCUUUUGUUUAAUUUAAAUACAUAGUCGUUUUGUAUGUAUGAUGCGUUAAAUCAAGCUGGCCAGAUCACUGUUAUGAAUACUUUUAAUUCAAACUGUAAUGUAACUAUUGCCGUAUAUGUUACCCCCAUCCGGAAUAGACACUGCUGACAUUGUUACCAGUGCAAAGUAUUUGCUGUCACUGGGCUGGUACACCAAUGAGGAUUUCAAUAUUCACGCACAUGCCAACCCUACCAAUGUAAUCAAUAGGCUGCCGAUUUUAAACCAUUUUACUGCAAUCUUAAAUAUAUAUUAUGUGUCCAUGAAUAUACAUGUAUCCAUGAAUAUAUGUAUUUGUAUGCACAAGUGUUCCUUUGCAUAUGUGGUAAAAUGGUUGACCUAUUGGCAGCCUAUUGCCUUAAUUGGUAGGGCUUUUAAGGUAUUUAUUGCUCUUUUGAUUUGCAAACAUACAUCACAAAGGCCCAUAUCAGCAUUGGGCAACACCUAAACCCCAGUAACAAUGGGUUUAUUCUACUGCCUGUGUGAGUUGUGAGAGUUAAUAUGACCCUAUUUCACCACACUGACCGGUGAAUGUGAGUGGUGCUCAGGACUGCUUCAGAUAUCAAGCGCCAAUGAUGUUAAGCCAUGGGCAAGAUUCGUACGUGACUGACCGCGCUUACAGUGUAUUGCAAGGACGACAGUUUACAACGUUCCCUCUCAAUAGUCUUAAACGUUAUGAAAUACUUAAAUAAUGAAAUAAUAGAAUGCAUAAUACAGUACAUGGCAGCAAAAAACCUAUCCGUAAAUGACACUGGCCCUUGUCGUUCAAAUGCUAUCACGUAGAUGCUUCCACCCACCGCGUUUCACCGAAGCGAAUGCACACGUGAAUAUUGCCAAACGUCGCGUUGUAAUUCCACUAAUGGCACGGGGCACAAGCCUGUGUGUGUUCUUUUGACAAAGUCUUAUAACAUCGGCCACAAAUAUCUUGGAUGGGUGCGCGUGGACCCGUGGCCACGUGACCACUUACUUUAUAACACGCGAUUGUCGUUCUUGUGUACACAGCAAAAGCUGCCCUUUUCUAAACUCUUACAAAUAACAACGCUGCCGUUUUUAGUUGACAGCUGUUGCGUGCACUGUUCCCGAAGGGUGUGCACACAGUCGCUGCGUCCAGCGCAGGUCGAUUGAAUGAUUCGUGGUUUUUCACGCAGUUCACAUCGCAGUACAUCAUCUAUGGCCCCCGUACCUGCUUCGUAGCGUGUGUACCUGGGAUGAAUUAUAGCCAAUUUCACUCGGGGGACUGGACUCGGCUUUAGAGAUGGGUUUCAAAAAUGACGGUAACCUGCAAUGACACAGGCAAACAAGACAGAAGUGAUAAUUGGUUCUUUACCCUUCUAUCUGGCAACAAAACUGACACCUUUUUGC
Molecule: messenger RNA, 5736 nt
Organism: Lethenteron reissneri (Far Eastern brook lamprey)
Lineage: Eukaryota; Metazoa; Chordata; Hyperoartia; Petromyzontiformes; Petromyzontidae
Product: MLX-interacting protein-like
Biological process (GO): regulation of transcription by RNA polymerase II
Cellular component (GO): nucleus
Molecular function (GO): RNA polymerase II cis-regulatory region sequence-specific DNA binding; DNA-binding transcription factor activity, RNA polymerase II-specific; protein dimerization activity
Source: RefSeq, a predicted model, not a curated record